This is a messenger RNA of Hyalella azteca, 3256 nucleotides long. It is a transcript of the gene Usf, whose product is annotated as upstream stimulatory factor 1. NCBI's taxonomy places the organism in Eukaryota, Metazoa, Arthropoda, Malacostraca, Amphipoda, Hyalellidae. Bases 353 to 1333 code for a protein of 326 amino acids. The transcript is spliced from 6 exons. Gene Ontology annotation, biological process: regulation of transcription by RNA polymerase II. The record is from RefSeq and is a predicted model, not a curated record. Gene Ontology annotation, molecular function: RNA polymerase II cis-regulatory region sequence-specific DNA binding; protein dimerization activity; DNA-binding transcription factor activity, RNA polymerase II-specific.
GCCACUGCUCUAAAGACGUAAAGUUUCAGUAACUCGCGAUAUAAUUUGAUUUUACAUUAAAAGUUUUUACUAUCCUUGGAGUAUAAUACUGCAAAUGAUUGAUAUCAUGUAUAUUCGAGUAAUUCAUAAAACAUUUCUGUAUAAUUUCACCUUUCGGACUUGCGCGCAAAAGUUUUCACUCGGUGCCGACUGCCGAGGGGCUAUGUGGCAUCUAUUGUUCGUUUGUAGUCAGCCAUUUAUGGCGACGAUCAGUGCUCACAUGACCUGUUGUCGGUGAUCUCGUGACCAAAACAAACUUCGCUCCCGCCACUUGGCUAAUACAAAAACAGAUGAGAGCUCAGUGGGCUGAGUGAUGAUGAGUAGCUGCACUGGUUCAACUUCCACCACUGCUACCAACACAACCAGUAAGCACAGUGUUGGUGCUACUCGUGGUGGCAGCAUAACCAUCAAGACCAUGAGAGUCCCACCACAACAACAGCCCCCAACACAAAUAUUACUUGGACUAUCAGACCAACAAACAACAACAUUUACUCUAAAGCAGGAGACUGGAGGUACAGUGAUGUGCAGAGUGCUGCAAUUGCCUACAGAGUCUCUCCUGGAGGCACCUCAGCCUACAGUACAACACACCCUGCAACAUUCUUCCAGUGCUGGAGUAACAAAUGGGCUGCCAGCACUGCUUACGGCAUCAGACGCCUCAGAAACUAAGCUGCUGUUAGCAACAGACGAGUCCAGCGCCUCACCAGGCACUAUUUUCUCUUCAGGCGGUCAGCUGUAUCUGGUGGGAGAUGCUGCUCCUACAAUCAUCACCGGUCUGCCUUCUGCAUCAAGCGUCUCUGUAUCUUCAGGCGGCAGUUUGAGUGUAGUCAACCACAGCGUCAAUGCCACUAGCAGUAGCAUUAAUAACACUAACGGUAGCAGCAAUGGCUGCAGUUUGCUGUUGCCUCGACCCCCUACAACAAAGAAUGAAGGUUCUGCUAGUGCGGUCAGUUCUCUGCUCAACUCCAGGGGGCGUGCCAGGGAAGAUAAGCGAAGGGUGGUCCACAACGAAGUCGAAAGACGACGCAGGGAUAAAAUUAACAACUGGAUAGGCAAACUGGCCAAGAUUUUACCCAACUGCAAUGAGGCGCAUUUGAGAAAUGUGAACAUGAUGACGAGCAAAGCAGGCAUACUGGCAAAAGCAUGCGACUACAUCCAGGAGAUCCAGCGGGAGAACGAGACGCUCACUGAAACUGUGCGCAAGCAGCAGCGACAACAGCACGAGCUACAGUUGCUCAGAGAGCAAAAUAACCAACUGAAGAACGAGAAUGCUUUGUUAAGAGAACAGCUCUCGUGAACACGCUGCAUCGUAACUAAAUUGAUUACUAAUCUUAGUGCCUCUUCAUCUUACUUUUUGUAAAUAAUCGUCAACAGCAUUUUGCUUCAAAUUGCCUCAAUUAUCCACUUUCUUGCGGGAUAGAGAAUAAUAAUUUUUAGUAUCAACAAUUUUUAGUGAUUUUAGCUCCCCAUGCUUCGCCUCUAUAGAGCCAUUAUUAGAACAAAGAUGGACUACGGAUGCAUUAUCUAGCAACACGCAAGAAAACAAACCCUUUCUUUACUCGAUCCGGUCCACAACGCCGCCAUCAGGACAUGUACAGGAGCAUUUAGAACAUCCCCCACUCAUAGCCUCUAUGGAGAGAGCGGCAAACCUCCACUCUAUCUCCGCCGAAUACAGCUCAAGCAAUCACCUCUAUCCCAACAUGGCGCAGCGUUAUAGCUGAAGACCGACCAAACAUUUUCCAGUCAUUAUCACGUACUCCGAAGACAAUGAAACACUGCUUGCAACAACGCAGGCUCAUAAACUAGAAGUCAUACCAGUCACGUUUGAGGAUACCCCUACAUGGCGCAUCCCCAUCAACACAUUCUGCCCGGACCAAAACUACCCACUGAAGCAACGGUCACACCCAACCAAGAUGAGAAACCUCUUUUUCAACCAUGCAUCUACAAAGCAUGCAAACUCACCACAUAUUUACACCGACGGCUCUAAGACGAACGGCGCAGUGGGAUGUGCAGCGGCGGUGUCAGACGACUCAGUUCAAGCUCAUCAAUCUACACCGCUGAGCUCGUCGGUGUCAGCUGUGCCCGUAGCCUCAUAGAUGAAUUGCCCAGAGACGACUUUACCAUAUUUAUAGAUUUCAAAAGUGUGGUGCAGGCUCUGAGAGUUUAUAACAGCAGGCACCCCAUCGUCCGGGACAUCCCGACCGGCCUGCUGCGCCUGGCGGGGGCAGGGAGAGCGGUGAGCGUCUGCUAGGUGCCCGGACACGUGGGGGUGCGAGGCAACGAGAGGGAGGACGAGGCGGCGGUAGACGCCGCCUCAUUAAAUUAGGCGAUCCAUAGUGAGCAGGUCCCUUGCCUGGACCACUACCCUAUCAUCAAAGGCAAGCAUCCGCCAUAUCUGGCAGGAACAGUGGCAGAAUGUUAGAGGACUGUACUAAGAACAACUAAGGACUGUGUACAAAUAUGGAAUUCAUCAUACCAGAAAUGUCGGAAGAUGGAGGUAGCGCUGUGCAGACUAAGGAUCGGCCACACGCGCCUCACUCACAGCUACCUGAUCGAACGCCGUCCAACGCCGUAUUGCAAUGAUUGUUUGGUACCCCGGACGGUCUUGCAUGUUACGGCGGAAUGCCCGAGCCAGAACGAAACUCGGCAAAACUACUAACCCAGCACUACUGCCCUCAGCCCAAAUGAAAUGCUGUCUAGGAUGCUGAGGGAAGUUCCCCGAUGCAUCUUUUGAACUGACAACCUUAGACAAUAUCUAAUUGAGUGUAACCUGCUGCCAGAUAUCUAGCACGGCACCUUGAUACCGGGCAGAAAAGACCCACACAUUCGAAAAAACACCACAUUCGUGUCAGCCCAUUACUGAUUGAGAUGAAACGACAGAAGUUGGAUCGACCCUGCGCCUCAGUAAUAGAAAAGCAUGCGCUCAAGACCAGAUGGAUCAGGCUGCGAGCCUAAAACCAACGAAGAAACCUGACCCUGCAAACAGAAUAUUGCGCUUUCGGCGCGAAAUUGACGAAGAUGAUCUGAAGUGAUUAGAAAUCUCUCACCUACAACUACUACUAGUGAUGACAACGGCAAUAGCUUUCAUUUCCUGUACGUGUGCCUAGAGUUGACUUGACUGCAAUUUUGUGCUCUUGUGUUGGGGUGUUCUCCGGACAACCCACUGAAAAAUCUUGUUUAAAAGUUUCAUGCGUUCAUGGUGCGUCUGGAACGUCGAUUU